Molecule: messenger RNA, 1555 nt
Organism: Dimorphilus gyrociliatus
Lineage: Eukaryota; Metazoa; Annelida; Polychaeta; Dinophilidae
Source: the annotation of a GenBank genome assembly
AGAGUUGCUAUGACAACAAGGAGAAUAAUAGAACUGUGCGAUAGAUUUCGAUUAAUUAUUGCAGACAGUAUUUCAAAGAAGUUAGUUUACUAAUUAUACAUAUCCUAACGGAAAUGGCCCGUCCAGAUCAAGGAUUAGCUGUUGCUAGAUGUAAUUACGUUGGUCAAGACGAUAUUUGGAAAUCUCACGUCUAUCACGAAACGAAAGCUGCGAAGUCAUGGCCGAGAAAUUGGAACUUCAUGACAACAAGAUAUCGCGACCUUGUAAAAGAAGAAUUUCCGGUGAAAGAAAAAGCUCACCAAGAAACUAAAUUGCCGAAAAUCACACCAAUAGAAGAAAGGGUUAAGGUCUGUUCAAUUUAUUAUACAAUGAUUCAUACAACUCUCAGUCUAUUUACUUUUUCGUAUUCAUAACAACAUUUUAAUUAGAAUUGUUAUUAAAACAGGUGUUGCCCUCGCCUCGACCAAUUCCAAGAACAACAGCACAUAUGAUUGGCUGGAGAUCGUCGCUUCCCGAUCUUAGAGUGAGUAAUGUUUUUCGCGUUAAGCUAUAAGAAAAAAAAAUGAUGGUAAAGAUAAAAUAUUUCCGUAACGGCCUCCUAAGAUUUGACUGGAAGAAAAGGUUAUUGGAAAGGUGAAGUAUUUAGCAUUAUUUUGCUUGCAUUUCUUUCCAGUAAACCUCUUGUCCGUCAACCUUUUUAUGUUCUUUUUUACAUUUAAAUAAGUCGAAACUCAAGAACAAAGUAAAAUAAUACUGACUGUGCUUAGCAUAUACUUUCACCUUAAUAUUAAACGCGAUACUCUCCCAUUUAACAACACGAAAAUCGCAAGUUGUUAUCGCUUUCAGAAAAGUGCCAAAUGUAUAGAAACAAUAUUAAAAGUACUCUUUUUGAAAUUAAUUUUACUGUUAACAGCAAAAAAUAUAUAAAUAGUUUAUGAUAAAAAAAGACAAAGAAUACAAAAAAAACACAAUACAAUUAUUGAAAUAAAAUAACUAUAAGAAAAAAAAAGUAAAUCCUAGUAUACAAUUUAUAAACAAGUGAGAAAUUGUUAAUGUCAAGAAAAGUAAAUUGUACAAAUUUGGAAUACUGUAUCCUUGUCAGUUGAAAGAUUUUCUUUUUUGUAUGAAAAGGGAAUUUUAGUAUGUUUAUCUCUAAGAGUAUUGAUUUCUUCAAGGAAGCUGAAGGUUUAGCAGACACGAUAGCUUAAAAAAAAGGCAAAUUAUAUCAAGUGAACUUAGAUCCUAAAAAAUAUUUAAUAUAGGCUGAUAAGUAGAGGAUAUAAAGUUCUGUUUAAAAAAAACAGGACAAUCAAUCGACGAUUUUUUUAUUUUGUACAAAUAAAACUUGCUUGAAAAAAAAAUACUUAAACGUUGAUUUGACAGGCAACAAUUCCGCAAGUGUUUAUUAUGUCAAAAAAAAAAUAAUAAUUCUUUUUCUACAGCUCGAACGCUAUGGCAGAUAUGCAAAAGGGAAAGGAGGCUUAAUUCGACAAUUGAAGUGGCCGGCUGAAGGCAUUUGCUGAAGAAAAGAGAGAGAGAGAGAGAGAGAGAGAGA